Australozyma saopauloensis is the source of this 2073-nucleotide messenger RNA. RefSeq names its product mitogen-activated protein kinase kinase kinase (gene STE11). Bases 1 to 2073 code for a protein of 690 amino acids. The record is from RefSeq and is a predicted model, not a curated record. The transcript has a single exon. Lineage: Eukaryota; Fungi; Ascomycota; Pichiomycetes; Serinales; Metschnikowiaceae. Gene Ontology annotation, biological process: protein phosphorylation. Gene Ontology annotation, molecular function: protein kinase activity; ATP binding; protein binding.
AUGGCCGAAGUCUCCCAAUUAGAGUCAUGGCUUGCGAAAUCUUCUUGUCAACAGUACUUGAAUCGUUUCGUAUCCAAUCAGAUUUCGUUUGAUCUCCUCCCGGAGUUGGACUCUGCCGCUCUCAAAGAGAUCGGCAUCUCUAAGCUUGGUGACAGAUUACGCCUCGAGAUAGCGAUUAAUGAGCUAAAAGCUACCCGGCUCAAGCAAAGAGUUUCCAUCGACUCGCUUCGUGAAGCAGUCAUUAAGUCAGGCGGGAAAUCUAAAAUCACCCCGUCGCAGUUGGAGCUAUUGGAACGGACCCAAGCACAGCCGGAGAGAUCAGUCACUUUCAUUCUACCUGAUGGAUCAUUAGAGAAGGUGGAGCUUGACGGUUGCUUCAAUGCGCUGGUUAUUAAACAGAAGGUGCUCAAACAAUUGGGGGCCAUCGAUGAUCAAUCGAUGUAUCAAAUGUUCAUCCACACCAAUACAAAUUCAGGCAUUACGAUAUCCCUUUUAUAUGACGUGGAAUUUGUUUCGAUUUGCUUCUCACCUGAGAGCACCGCCAAACAUCGAAUCAUGCUCACUUCGAAAGACUCUCCUCCUUCAUCCAGAGCCAUCAGACAAUCUUUACGUAUUCUACAGAGGACUGCUGGGAGAAAACCAACAACGGCGGCUAUGAGUAAUUUCUAUGGACAAAGGCCUCCUAGUGAGAUGAUCUCGUCUAAUUUAGGAGAGUAUUUUCCUCAGGCUAAAUUGCAUGAGCUCGAGACCACAAUUAGAAAUUCUGUGAGAUACAGUAAGCGCCUUCUGAAAAGAUUUAAUCUCGGAAAUAUGAAUCUGGCCAAUCUGCUGGCAAGGCAAUCUAUGUAUUCUGAUGAGAGAGAAUUACGGUCACUUGGUUCAGUUCCAACUAUCGGAGAGGUGUUACUUCACAACGAAAUUAAAGCUGACAAGGCACGAGUAACGUGGGACGAUCUGCUGAUAUUCAGUGAUAGAAAGAUGAAAAGCAUUAAUGAGGUCGAAUCUGAUGACCAGGGCUCAAUAACCACCUCCAUUCCAAUAAGUAAACGCAGCAGAAAACGGUUUCUGUUGGCGGCUCUGUUCGCUUCCGCUGACAACAGAGAGUCGCGAAUUGAGCUCAUUGAGUCAGAUUCUAGUGAAGAAGAUGACUUCUUAUCUCAAUAUGCCGAUGACACGGACGGUGAUGCUCAACUGAGAGAUUUUACUGGCGUAGGCAAAUGGGUUCAAGGUUCUAAGAUCGGGGCCGGUACUUUUGGUACCGUAUAUCUUGGUGUGAACCCAAUGACCGGAGAAUUAAUGGCUGUGAAGAGAGUUCCCAUCUCAGCGGAAGGUAGCGCAAAUCAGGAUACAAAUUUGGCCGACACUUUGAACCACGAAGUUUCUCUACUCAAGGAACUCAAUCACGAGAACAUUGUGCAAUACUUCGGUCUGUCUUCUGAAGACGGUUUCAUCAAUAUUUUCUUGGAGUAUGUUCCUGGAGGCUCUGUGUCGUCUUUAUUGAGACUGUGCGGCUGUUUCGAAGAACCUUUGAUUCGUACCUUCAUUCGCCAGGUUCUUGUUGGUUUGAGUUACUUGCAUGGGAAAGACAUUAUCCACAGAGAUAUAAAGGGAGCUAAUAUAUUGGUGGAUAUCAAGGGAGUGGUCAAAAUCAGUGAUUUUGGUGUGUCAAAGAAGUUGGGCGAGGAAGAUGAAGAAACGGUCGGCAGUUCGAAGGCUGCAAAACGUACGUCAUUGCAAGGCCUGAUCUAUUGGAUGGCCCCUGAAGUUGUGAAACAGACAACAUAUACUAAAAAAGCUGAUGUAUGGUCUGUGGCAUGUUUAGUUAUUGAAAUGUUCACAGGUAGCCAUCCCUACCCAGGCUUCACGCAAAUGCAAGCCAUUUUUCAAAUUGGCACAUUUAACAAGCCAGAAAUUCCAGCGUGGUGUAGUAGCGAAGGUAAGGAAUUCCUCGCGAAAACACUAGAGUUGGAGUUUGAAAAGCGACCAAGUGCUGUGGAAUUGUUGGCGGAUCCAUUCAUGACUAAUUUGGUGGUUCAGGGCGGCAGGCUGCCCACGAGUCCUAGGGUAAGAUAA